AUGGCAUCACAAGAUCAAAGCAGCACACAAAUGUUCAACAAAGAUGUAGAAGACAUCUUAUCUAAACACAAACAAGGAAGAGAGAAAACAGAUCAAGAAAUAGGUGGUGCAAAUAGAGGAAGAGGGAAAGGAAAAGCAACUAGAGGAAGAGGUAGAGGCAGAAGAAGAGGAAGAGGCGGAACUGCAACUACUAGAAAAACAAGAAGCAAAACUAAAGGGAAGAUUCAAGAACCAAAAGAUGAGUCGUCAGGAGAGGAAAGAAAUUUGACGGAAGAGAAGGAGGAGAGUGGAAAGGAAGAAGGAAGAGGAGAAAAAGACGUACCUGGUGGUGAUGAAGAAGAGGAGGAUACCGUCUUGCUAGUAGAUGAAGCAGAAUUUUCAGCGGAAGACGCACACAUUGAUAGAGAGCAUGAGCGCUACAUCUCGGAGUUGACGAAGCAUUAUAAAAGAGGAAACACGGGAAGGUUUGAAAUCCUGGAGCGUGCAUACGCGAGAUGGUGUGAAAGGAUUGGGACAGAUCAGAGAGGUGUUCAAAUGCUAGACGCAUCGAGUGAAGAGGUGGAGGUAGAAGUGAGUGAAACCAAGAGGAAAGCAAAGGAGAAAGUCAGCAAUAAGCCAGCUAAAGUCGGAAAGAAGAUGAACCCGGGAGAAGUCUUAACACACAGAUUAAUCAAUCUAGCGCCUUACUGGGAUAACCGUAUGAAACUAGCGUUUGGUUACGUACUGUUGACCAUUUUCGUCCCGGCAUGGUUAUUAGCGGAUAAAAAUCAUAUGUCAAAUAGGAGAAAGCAGUCGUCAUUGUGCUCAGAUGUGGUGGCGCUGAAGUAUGGCAGAGAAGAUAUCGCAAGUAGAUUAGAAGAGCAUUAUAAGAUAGUGUUAGCGAUAAAGGACAAAUAUCACAAAGCGUUUGCGCCAGCGUUAAGAUACAACAUCACUCACAGGACCAAUGUUUUUAGUCACACGCUAGAAGAUGGUGAACUGUCGGACGUCGGAAUCAAGAAUGAGGAGAUAGCAGAACAAGCGAUAGCUGAUUCGAAGGCAAACGGUGAUCAUUGGUACUUCGAUAAUCCGUACAUCGUGGGAGGAGCUAUGGAAAAUACAAAUCCAGCAACUGGGAGGAUGCAAGUCGGUUACCAUCAGAGUGAUUUCACAGAGGCGAGUGGAAGUAGCGGUCAUGGAAAUAGAGGUAGAGGUUGUAGAGGAAGAGGUGGUCAUAGAGGUGUCGUAGGAAGAGGUGGUAGUAGUAGAGGUCCCUCAACAUCAGGCCCGACCUCAGUAGUGAACGGAGUAGUGGUACCAAAGUUUGGCCCAGGAGCGUUCGAGGCAAUGAAGGUGGCUAAGCAGGCAGGAGCAAGUAGUGGUGGUGCAGGAGCUCAACAGAAUGGAAGUGGUGAAGAACAGAAAUAA
Melampsora larici-populina 98AG31 is the source of this 1407-nucleotide messenger RNA. RefSeq lists its product as uncharacterized. Lineage: Eukaryota; Fungi; Basidiomycota; Pucciniomycetes; Pucciniales; Melampsoraceae. The transcript has 5 exons. The coding region runs from base 1 to 1407 and encodes 468 amino acids. The record is from RefSeq and is a predicted model, not a curated record.